AUGGAAAGAAGAUCAUGGUUCUGGUUUGGUGGUCUGCAGCCGUUCCUCCACAGCUUCAUAGAUCCGGGUGAAACCGUAGCAGCCGAAAAGUACCAAAAAGUACAAGAAAUUGACGGAAUGCAUCGAAAACUCCAGCUCAUGAGCCCGGCACUGGUGAAUAGGGAGAGGCCAAUUCUACUCCGCUACAACGCUCGGCCCCACGUCGCACAACUUACCCUGAGGAAAUUGAUGAAGCUAGGCUAUGAAACUCUCCCGCAUCCACAAUAUUCCCCAGACCUUGCUCCCACAGACCAUUUCUUAAAACAUUUCGACGGUUUUUUCAAGGGGGAAUGCUUCAAAUCCCAACGCGAUGCUGCCGUGGCAUUCGACGAUUUCGUCUCCUCUAGAUCUCCGGACUUCUACGUGAAUGGGAUAACCAAACUUGUUUCUCGUUGGCAAAAGUGUGUAUAA
This is a messenger RNA of Haemonchus placei, 450 nucleotides long. NCBI's taxonomy places the organism in Eukaryota, Metazoa, Nematoda, Chromadorea, Rhabditida, Trichostrongylidae. The record is from the annotation of a GenBank genome assembly.